AUGGCCAUGGGGAAUCAAGCGACUUGGUCCGAAUCGACGUCCGUGUUAUUUUCACAGGAACUAUUACCUGCUUAUGCAAGACAAGACGUGAGCUGCUGCUGGUUGCUAAAGUAUGUCAUGCCGCGUUAUGUUAUGUGCUACAUCAGUCCUUUAUUAUAUGAUCUUAUCGAUCGAUCUGUCCCCUAUUUAUCAUGUGUAUUCGUUCAAACACCACAGGUUUAUCUAUCCCUGCUUGUUUCGAUCACUCUUUGGAGAUCUGAUGCGUUUGUAUGUUCUUCGUUGGUUUUGUGGAUCUCCUUCUUGCGAUGUUCUUAUAGGAACUUCUGGGUCGAUUAA
This is a messenger RNA of Triticum turgidum subsp. durum (durum wheat), 336 nucleotides long. The record is from the annotation of a GenBank genome assembly. NCBI's taxonomy places the organism in Eukaryota, Viridiplantae, Streptophyta, Magnoliopsida, Poales, Poaceae.